UUAACAGGAUGGCACAUUUGUGCCAGGUGGCAACGUUUAGAGACAAGUGACAGGUGGCAACAAUGAGCAGCGUUGAAGAGACCGAAAAUCCAUUUGCAGCUCUGCUACAGACGGGCUCCCAAGCCGAUGGCGUUUCCAAGCAGCUGAUUGAAUCAAUUUUGCUCUUUACACUAAGCAAAGAUGUUGUAAACAACAAUCGUAAGAUUCCAGUACUGUGUCUGGCCGAUGUUGUUGUGGCCGACAACAGUGCGGAGGACACGCUUGGCGAAGAUUUGCUGGCGCAUGCACUAUUCGAGCGCCUCAUGCUGACCGAGACCACAAAGUACUUGAUGCCAGCUGCAGGUGAAAGCAAUCGCCAUAGUCAAGAGGAGGAGGAAGCACUGGAGAGGCGUGCAAUGACUUAUCUGCAUGGAGCAUUUACCAGGUGCGAGCGCAUACAGCGCGACUCGAAUGCGAGGGACAAGAAACACUGUGAUCUAAUAAUCGAGCUGAUUCUGAAUAAUGCAAGCACCUGCAUGCGUCAGCCUGAUCUCUUUGCUCCACAAACCUUCUGCUCCCAGUGGCUGGAGCUGUUGGAUCAAUCGGAUGAGCAUGAUACCAGCACACAGGAGUUUUUGGUGCGUGUGGCAUGCAAAGUGCUCGAGGAGGAUGAGCCCCUCGAGGCAUUGGGCGCUCUGAAGGCCAUCUUUUAUCCCAUGCUAAGUGACCUGCAGAAGCAACUGGUUAAGGAUAAUCUAAUCAGCAUUAGGAAGAACAUUUUUUGGAUACUCGGCUAUUUUGUGCGUGAGAAACGCGCUGGAAUUUUAGGCGAACUGCUCAUAGAUUACACAACGCCCAAUCCCAAGGCAAAAGGUGGUGAUUACAUGGACACGCUCUUUGGACAAUUGCUGUGCUUGUCGAUUAUGCCCAAAACUCAGACGGCACCUUACGAAUUCUUUCGCGAAGUAUCGCUGGUGUCCCAGCAAACGGAUACAAAUCUUUGGCAACUGUUGGCUCAUCAUCAGACCGCAUUGUUUAUGUUGAUCAAACAGUUGCUGGUGCAGUCGCCGGCCACUAAAAAGAAGAUGCUUCAGUGGAUUUCCAACUGUCUGGAUGCAAAUGUGGCGCGUGGUCAUUUGUGGAGCACCAUUAACAUUAAUCUCGAGCAAACUGUCCACAGCACGGCAAGUGAUGCCUUUAUGACCAGUCUAAGUGCUGUUCUCAUGCGUCUAUGUGCGCCACUCUGUGCGCCCUCCAUGAAGGUGCUCUUAGUGGAUCCCACUUACUGUGCUGUUGCCGACGCCGAGGAGCGUCAAACAAAGGGCGUGAGCAUGCUGAAGGCAUUCGAGGAAACAUGUCUGCUGCCCAGUGAGGAGGGGGAACAACGUUUGACCGCAGCCAAGUACAAUUUCAUCACGGAGAUCUUCUAUUUGGCACACAAGGCAUUCGAGCUGGGGAAUCGGGCGUGCAUUGAGCGUCUUACACGCAUGAUGCGUGAGCUGCAAAAUACACGGAACGCCUAUCAUGAGGUGGCCACCAGAGAUCCCAACAAUGAUCUUACCAAGAAUCUGUUGCGCAUGCUCCAGGAUCAGAUGCAGCAGGUGUUGUGUAUACGCAAUGGCUUAGGCGAGCCAGAGAACGAUACGGCCAUAUUAAAGUUCUUUGAGGCUUCGGCCAUUUGGUUAACGGAGAUUGCGAUGAUGCCGCGCGAGAGCUACGAGGCGGCAUUGGACAAAAUGGACUUUGCACCACAGAUACUGCGCAAUCUGGAACUGUUGUCCGAUACACCGCCGUUUGUGGCGCCCUAUAUGAAAUCGGUGCCGGAGAAUAUUAUAGAUAAUAUUGCGGCCUAUUUAAAUUUCUGUCGCAAUUUUGGUGGCGAUCAAUUUAUACAAUUGUAUACAAGCUCCCAUGAUGCACUCUUCAAGAUGAUACUGCUAUUUAUGGGCAGCUCCGAUUUGGUAAAGAAUCCCCAUUUGCGUGCGAAAUUGGCAGAUGCCUUGGAGUUUCUGCUGCCCACACAAAUCUCUGGGAGCAAUCGCAAGGCAUUUAGCACUCAUGUCUUUGACAGCCACACGGAUCGAUUGCAAGUGGUGCGCAGUCUGCUCAAUGUCUUUGUCAGCAUUGAGAUGACUGGACAGUCGGUGCAGUUUGAGCAGAAGUUUAACUAUCGUCGUCCCAUGUACGCGAUCAUGGAGUUCCUCUGGACGAAACAGGAGCAUAUCAAUUGUUUUAGGCAGCUGGCCAGUGAGGCCGAGAGCAAUAUGGAAGCCAUUGAGCCACCGCUUUUCUUACGCUUCAUUAAUCUACUGAUUAACGAUGCCAUUUUUCUGUUGGACGAAUCACUUUCGAAUCUGGAGCAAAUCAAGCAGCUGCAGCGGGCACAAGACAAUGGCGAAUGGAAUAAUCUAUCGCAUACGGAGCGACAGCAACAGACAACGAAUCUACAUCAUCUGGGCAUGUUGGCACGCUUCGACAAUAUCCUGGGACGCGACACAAUCAACUUACUGAAACUGCUGACAACCGAAAUCAAGAGUAUCUUCUGUCACAACAGCAUGGUGGAUCGCAUAGCUGCCAUGUUGAACUAUUUCUUACUGCACUUGGUUGGACCACAACGUGAGCGCUUCAAGGUGAAGGACAAGAAGGAGUUUGAGUUUGAUCCCGCACAGACGGUGCUAGAGAUUGCCCAUAUCUAUAUAAAUCUAAGCACUGACAAUAGCUUCUGUCUGGCUGUCUCCCAGGAUGGACGCUCCUAUAGCGAUCAAUUGUUUGGCUAUGCGGAAAAUAUAUUGAUACGCAUUGGAGGCGGUCAAUUGAUUGGUGACAUGGCAGAGUUUGCAUCCAAGGUGCGGAAAAUGUGUGACGAUUACAAGGAGGAGCAAGAGCUACUCGCUGAUGCACCAGAGGAGUAUUUGGAUCCGAUAAUAUCCACACUGAUGACCGAUCCGGUUGUGUUGCCCAGCUCAAAUGUCACUGUGGAUCGCUCAACGAUUCAACGUCACCUGCUGAGCGAUCAGACGGAUCCCUUUAAUCGCGAACCCCUUACCAUGGACAAGGUCAAAUCAAAUGAGGCUCUCAAGACAGAGAUUGAAAAAUGGAUCGAGGGCAAACGCAGUGCGGCACGUGUCAAGAGCUGAGUGACAAAUCUUGGUUUUGCUCCAUGCACAUAACCAAAGAAUUAGCUCCGGAUCAGGCUGUAGGUUUUAUAAAAGAAGUAUGUUAUCUAAAUCGUUCUUGAGAAUUCCAGUUGUAUACAAUAAUAUACAUAGUGCUAUAUACAGAUGUGUGUACAUAGGUGAACAUUUGCUAUUUCCACUAGUUCAAUCAACUAAUUAAUUAUCUCUGCGGGAUUUGAGUUUAUGUACAUUAAGUUAAUACAAAAAUAAAUAAUAAAAUCUAUAUUUAUGUAAAUA
Molecule: messenger RNA, 3392 nt
Organism: Drosophila innubila
Lineage: Eukaryota; Metazoa; Arthropoda; Insecta; Diptera; Drosophilidae
Gene: Ube4A
Product: ubiquitin conjugation factor E4 A
Exons: 4
Coding region: 63-3116 (1017 amino acids)
Biological process (GO): protein polyubiquitination
Cellular component (GO): nucleus; ubiquitin ligase complex; cytoplasm
Molecular function (GO): ubiquitin-ubiquitin ligase activity
Source: RefSeq, a predicted model, not a curated record